Molecule: messenger RNA, 1788 nt
Organism: Ilyonectria robusta
Lineage: Eukaryota; Fungi; Ascomycota; Sordariomycetes; Hypocreales; Nectriaceae
Product: major facilitator superfamily domain-containing protein
Exons: 1
Coding region: 155-1651 (498 amino acids)
Biological process (GO): transmembrane transport
Molecular function (GO): transmembrane transporter activity
Source: RefSeq, a predicted model, not a curated record
AUCUGUUUAGGCAUUUCAUCCUUUCACCUCCGCUCACCAAGGCGUCUAUCACCAUCCUCACCGGUUGUCUCCCACGGUAUUAUCCUCCGCCGUCUUAGGAUUCCCUGCCAAAGCUUGGAACACCUCUGGCCAAUUGCUUCUUCAGAGAGGUGAAAUGGACGAGAAACGAGAUUUGGCGGAUCGGUACCCCGAACGCGACUCCGGCAGCCCAGACACGUCAACCUUGAACGAUGGAGAUGCAAUAACCGCCAUUCGAACAACCGAUAACCGAGGCUCGCCUUCCGACCUUGACGAGGGAUCCCCUGCCCAAGACAAUGGACCUCCCCCCCCGCCCAACGGAGGCUAUGGUUGGGUUUGCACAGCUAGUGUCGCAACCAUCAACGCACAUACUUGGGGCCUCAACUCCAGUUAUGGUGUGUUCCUUGCUUACUACCUGAAGAACAACACCUUCCCUGGCGCCACAUCCCUCGAGUACGCCUUCAUUGGCUCACUGAGUGUCAGCUCCGCCCUCCUCAUAUCCCCUCUUGCCACCAUUGCCGUCCGCGAGCUCGGUACCAGACGAACUCUGUUCAUCGGCGUUGUCCUUGAAACCGCCAGCCUGAUCUGUGCCAGUUUCGCCCACAGGAUCUGGCACCUUUUUCUCACCCAGGGCGUCCUCUUUGGCAUUGGGAUGGGAUUCCUCUUCGUUCCAAGUGUUGGCAUCGUUCCCCAGUGGUUCACAACCCGCCGAUCUUUGGCCAAUGGCAUCUCAGCUGCAGGAUCCGGCCUUGGCGGACUCCUCUAUUCGUUUGCCAGUGGCGCCAUGAUUAGGAACCUCGGCCUUGCAUGGGCAUUUCGGAUCCUCGGCAUUCUUGUCUUUGUCGUCAACACCAUCUGCACCCUUCUAGUCAAAGAUCGUAACAAGAUCAUUGGCUCCCGCCAAGUAGCAUUUGACACUGCCCUGUUCAAGCGUGUCGAGUACCUCUUGCUGCUCGGCUAUGCGUGGUUCAGUAUGCUAGCUUAUAUCGUGCUCAUCUUCAGCUUGGCAAACUAUGCUAACGAAGUCGGGCUCAAUUCCUCGCAGGCCGCUCUUGUCAGCGCCAUCUUCAAUUUGGGCCAGGCUUUUGGCCGACCAUUCAUCGGGUACUUUAGUGAUAGGACUGGUCGUAUCAACAUGGCUUGUCUGACAACAUUCAUGGCCGCAAUCUUUGUCUUUGCCCUCUGGAUCAACGGCAAUGUCUACGGAGUUCUGAUCUUAUUCACUAUUAUCGGCGGUGCUGUGGGCGGCACCUUCUGGGCGACCAUCGCCCCAGUCACGGCCGAAGUGGUUGGCUUGGCGGAUGUCCCUUCUGCUCUCAAUCUCGUUUGGUUGGUCAUUGUACUACCGUGUACUUUCAGUGAGCCCAUUGCUUUGGAAAUCGUGGCGAAAACGGGCAAGUACAUAGGCGCCCAGCUAUUUGUCGGCUUCAUGUACAUUGUGGCUACAAUGUGUUUGGUUGUGCUGCGGGGAUGGAAGAUUGGUGAAAUCGCCGAAGUUGCUCGAGUGACGCACCAAGCGCCCGAGAAUAUCGACCGAGUCAUGACUGCCAACAGCGAGGUUGUCAGUGUCAAGAGCAAAAUGGUAGGGCGAAAACGGAUGUUUGCUGAGUGUGGGAAGCCUGGAAGAGUCUGAAUGAUACGGAUGAAGGUCUGAAUGAAAACUGGGAAUAAGCACACCAAAUUACCCUGAAUGUUUAGGUAAUACAUAACACCUAAUACAUAAAAUAAAUAGUUAUUUUGAUGAGAAAUAAAUAAUAAUUAGUUCUCUAA